AGCGGGAGGAGGCGGAGGAUGUUCCCGGCGGCUGCGGCCGGGGCAGCGCGGACCAGAGACGCGGCGUGCGGAGCCCUCAGCAGCCCGGCGGAGCGCGGCAGCGGACGGGCGGCGAGUUGCAGGCUCUCCGCUGCCCCGGGCACUCCGACCGCGACUCCCGGGCUUUGUCUCCCGGGACGCCUUCGUGUUGACGGUCAGGGGGCUCCGGGUCGGCGAAGGGCGCGGGCUGGGCGCCGCCGGGCCCCGGCCCGGACGCGACGCUCGGAAGGGAAGGGGCGGACAAAAAAAGACCAAAUGGCAAAGCAACCUUCCGAUGUAAGUUCUGAGUGUGACAGAGAAGGUGGACAAUUGCAGCCUGCCGAAAGGCCUCCUCAGCUCAGGCCUGGGGCCCCCAUCUCUCUACAGACAGAGCGGCAAGGUAAUCCCGAAGGAGAAGGGGACCGCUGCCCCCAAGGCAGCCCGCAGGGCCCACUGGCCCCACCGGCCAGUCCCGGCCCUUUUGCUACCAGAUCCCCGCUUUUCAUCUUCGUGAGAAGAUCUUCCCUGCUGUCUCGAUCCUCCAGUGGGUAUUUCUCUUUUGACACAGACAGGAGCCCGGCACCCAUGAGUUGUGACAAAUCAACACAAACCCCAAGUCCUCCUUGCCAGGCCUUCAACCAUUAUCUCAGUGCGAUGGCUUCCAUGAGGCAGUCUCAGGCUGUACCUGCAGAUAUGCGUCCGGAGAUAUGGAUUGCGCAAGAGUUGCGGCGUAUUGGAGACGAAUUUAAUGCAUAUUACCCAAGGAGGGUCUUUCUGAAUAAUCACCAAGCAGCCGAAGGUCACCCCCAAAUGGUUAUCUUACGACUGUUACGCCACAUCAUCCGUCUGGUGUGGAGGAUGCAGUGACAGCGGGUUCCUCACGGAGCCGGGAUGUGCAGACAUUUUGCUCAUUCAGACCGACAAGCCCAGCGCCUCGGUGUCUCGGUGCCCUUGCUGUGCAGCCCGAGGUCCCUUGCCGGAGGGGGCGGGCGGGGAGCCUGCCGGUGUGGCCCCGGAGAACACCGAGCUGCACGUGGACCUGACCUUGUCUUUCAUCAUCACCACGCGGCCGAAUUUCUAACAGAAGCUCGUUGUGAAUGUAAAUGAGGGAGGAUUGUCUUUUUAAACAAUGUACAAAUCAUGGUUCUUUGGAGCAGGAUUUUAUGCAAGAAUGGUGUUUACAUGCCGUGUGUUUUUUUUUUUGUUCCCACCUUCUUUGA
Eubalaena glacialis (North Atlantic right whale) is the source of this 1238-nucleotide messenger RNA. It is a transcript of the gene BCL2L11, whose product is annotated as BCL2 like 11. Gene Ontology annotation, biological process: meiosis I. NCBI's taxonomy places the organism in Eukaryota, Metazoa, Chordata, Mammalia, Artiodactyla, Balaenidae. The record is from RefSeq and is a predicted model, not a curated record. The transcript is spliced from 4 exons. Bases 19 to 885 code for a protein of 288 amino acids.